GUGGCAGAGCUGAGGAAGAGAUGCCACGCCCUCUCGCAGCUGGGCCAAUCAGAAGACUACAUUCACUGCAUCAAGGCUUACUCCGCCCUCUCCAGCCCUUCUCCACCAAUCAGGGACUGGCCUGGUCUGGGCCUGACCUCUGACCCGGCCAUGGGGGCGGUGUACAGCUCCCUCUCCUCCACACUCGACACCUUCAGGCAAGAUCUGAAGAGGAUGGAGGAGAUAGGUUUUCCACUUGAAGCCUCUGUUCUACGGCGGGAACCCAAAGUCAAGAGGAUUCAGGAGUAUGCAGUGGAAGUUACCCUGGACUCAAACACCGCCCACCCCAGGCUCAUCCUAUCAGAGGACAGGAAAAUGGUGAAGUGUGGGGACAGACUGCAGAUGCUACCAGACAACCCAGAGAGGUUUGACAGGGUGGUGUGUGUGCUGGGUCAGGAGGCGUUCUCCUCGGGACGCUACUACUGGGAGGUGGAGGUUGGUGGGAAAACAGACUGGGAUUUGGGCGUGGCCAGCCAGUCUAUAAACAGGAAGGGGAAGGUGGAGGUUACCCCUAGCAACGGCUACUGGUUCCUGUCGCUAAGAGACAAGAACAAGUACUCUGUCCGCACAGAGCUGCCUGCAGAGCUGCCCCAGAAGAUCGGAGUCUUCCUGGACUACGACAAGGGACAAGUGUCAUUCUUCAACGUGGAGGCGAAGCAGCACAUCUACACCUUCAUGGACUCGUUCAGCGAGAGCGUGUUCCCCUUCUUCUCUCCCUGCUCCAACAAGUCUGGCAGGAACCAGGGACCCCUCAUCAUCAGCCCCCUGGGCCUGGCCAGCUGAACCAGGGACCCCUCAUCAUCACCCCCUGGGGCUGGCCAGCUGAGACUCACACACACACACACUCUCACACACAUUCACUCACACACACACACACACACAUACUCACACACUCACUCACUUACACACACUCAGUCACACACACACCCUCACACACAUUCACUCACACAUAUACUCACACACACACUCCCACACACACAGACACUCACUCUCACACUCACACUCACACACUACUACAGAAACACACACACACUGUAGUAUGGACCACUACACACACACACUGUAGUAUGGACCACUACACACACACACUGUAGUAUGGACCACUACACAUACUUUAUAUUCCCACAAGGAGUCUGAACUGGAGAUGACUGGUGAACACAGCGUCCGGGAGUCAAACCCAGGCCAGCAGCUGGUGACAUCACAUCACUGAUGACAUCACAUCACUGAUGACAUCACAUCACUGAUGACAUCACCUCCCUGUCCUCUCUCCUCGCCAGCUCUUCCAGCUGGAUGAAGUCAUUAUUAAGAUCUGUGUUCUUGUCGGUGUUCUGAUUCUCAAUCCCAUGGUGGCACCUGUCCUUCAUACUAACACACAUAUUCCUAAAUCGUCUCAAUCUCUCUUUGAAAACUUCUGUUGGAAACGGACUCCAUUACCCAGCCGCCCCUCUGUCCCCUCAUGUGCUGUUCAGACCAACAUUAUCACAGAGCCUUCCUGCGCUGAUCCUUCAAGAAGCACGAAGGCCAACCAACAAUCACCUUUGUAUUUUGAAAUUGUAUUCAAUAAAAUGUUUUUGUAGUAGUUUAAAGAAACGGUCUGAUUGUGUUGUUUUACAUAAUAGACUGUCCCACAUCCUUAUAGAAGGUGUGUGUGUUAUCCUGUCGUAAACUAGACAGUGAUGUCUCAGAGUAC
Osmerus eperlanus (European smelt) is the source of this 1729-nucleotide messenger RNA. Its product is annotated as erythroid membrane-associated protein. Gene Ontology annotation, biological process: protein ubiquitination. Gene Ontology annotation, molecular function: ubiquitin protein ligase activity; protein binding. The record is from RefSeq and is a predicted model, not a curated record. NCBI's taxonomy places the organism in Eukaryota, Metazoa, Chordata, Actinopteri, Osmeriformes, Osmeridae. The coding region runs from base 151 to 822 and encodes 223 amino acids. The transcript has 8 exons. Gene Ontology annotation, cellular component: cytoplasm.